GGACGAACUGCGGCAUGGAUUCUACGUGCUCCACGACCAAGUCUUGUCAUACUCAGAAAUGAUCAGCAGUCAUCAAGUCGGGAAUAGGAGCGACUGGGCAAAGCAGGGGAAGCGCGCACUGCAAGAGCAUUCGCUGGGUCACAUCCGACAUUGCAUCGACUUGUUACGACAAAGUCUGAUGUGUAAUGCUGAUCUGGUAAUAGAGCUGAAGAACGAGGAGUUAGGGGGAGUAACCGGAUUUGGCACGAUGCAUCGCUGCGUCGACCCCCAGAAACAUGACCACACAGGUUAAUAUGAGGUCUUGUCCAAACCCGUUCCUCUCAGCAAGUAGCAUAAUUCAAUAGGAAGCUAGUAUGUAGCAGUACAGAACCAAUAAGGGUAUCAUAUUGCAGCGUAUUACAGACCACUACACUCUUGUCUCGUGCAAGGCCAGAAUGGCAACAUCCCAAGUAACUGCCGUGCCUGGCACCGUAGGCAUAUCUGAACUUGAACAGCUAGCUCAAGAUAUCGCAUCCAAGACGCAGGAGUUCAUAACAGUACUACGCAAAAAUGGCUGCCCACUGCCAUCGCACGAUGCGGACGCACCAAGGAACGAUGCUCUCCCACUGGAAGGAACGACACUGCAAAGCACAUUGAUGGAUCUCACAACGGAGCUACAGACUCUCGUCCAAGGUCCAAGAUUGCAUGUACACAACCAGAUCCUGGCACAUGUCAACCUGGUCAAUUUACAUGCCAUUUACAGCUUCAAACUCCCGAGCGUGGUGCCCACGGAGGGCAGCAUCAGCUACGCAGAGCUAGCCGCAAAGAUCCAAGUGAACGAGGAUGUGGUUCGCCGUAUCGCACGAUACGCCAUCACAAAGCACAUUUUCCGAGAAGUCGACGGCGGUGACGGGAUCGCACACUCAGCCACGUCCAAAAUGCUUGCCGAAUCGCCUAUGAUGAUGGAGUGGAUCGGGAUGGUCUGCGAAGAGAUGUGGCCCGCCGCAACACAGGCUGUUCCAGCCCUAGCAAAGUGGCCCAGGUCGCAGGAGCCGCAACACUCGGGGUUUGCACUUGCGCACGGGCUGGAGACGCACGUGUUCGACAUGCUGGUGGACCAGCCCGAGCGAGCGGCGCGCUUCGCCAACGCGAUGGUCUACUUCAACUCCAACGCGGACCUUGCGCCGCACCACAUCUGCGAUGCCUUUGACUGGGAAUCCGUUUCGAAGGUUGUCGACAUCGGCGGUUCGGCGGGUUCGACAGCGGUAGCACUCGCGACACGGCUGCCGCAAGUUAGCAUCGUCAUCCAAGAUCAAGCUGUUCUAGAGGAUCAAGCACGACAAUCGAUCCCAGUGGCGCUGGCAGACCGCGUUUCCUUCAUCGCACAUGACUUCUUCCAAGACCAACCGGUCAGUGACGCAGACGUCUACCACUUCCGGUGGAUCUUCCACGAUUGGCCGGACCGGUACUGCGUGAAGCUCCUGAAGACGCUGACACCGGCGUUGAAGUCGGGCGCCAGGGUCAUCGUGUCGGAUUUCGUCGUGCCCGAGUCCGGAACGACGCUACGGUAUAAGGAGGGACUCGUACGGGGCUUUGACCUGGCCAUGAUGGAAUUGUUCAACGCCCGUGAGAGGGAACAGCGCGACUGGCAGAGGUUGUUUGAUGAAGCGGAUUCCCAGUUCAGGUUUGAAGGCGUCAAGACCGUGCCAGGCGCUGAACUGGCUUUCAUUUCAGCCACUUGGCAACCGCCAAAUACCUAAUUGGUAAGUACCUAGCUUAGUAAAUUGAUAAGUUCUAUAAAAUUAAAUGAAAUUGAAAUGUGUUUUAAUUGAAAAAGAUGUGUAAAUAAAACGAUUAAGUUAUGG
Annulohypoxylon maeteangense is the source of this 1844-nucleotide messenger RNA. RefSeq names its product O-methyltransferase. The record is from RefSeq and is a predicted model, not a curated record. Bases 435 to 1739 code for a protein of 434 amino acids. The transcript has 4 exons. Gene Ontology annotation, molecular function: O-methyltransferase activity. Lineage: Eukaryota; Fungi; Ascomycota; Sordariomycetes; Xylariales; Hypoxylaceae.